Striga hermonthica is the source of this 594-nucleotide messenger RNA. The record is from the annotation of a GenBank genome assembly. NCBI's taxonomy places the organism in Eukaryota, Viridiplantae, Streptophyta, Magnoliopsida, Lamiales, Orobanchaceae.
AUGAUCUUCGUCCUCGUUUAUUGCACUGCUGGCAUUUCCGGUGGACACAUCAACCCGGCGGUGACGUUCGGGUUGUUCUUGGCCCGGAAGGUGUCGCUCGUUCGGGCCGUGUUGUACAUUGUAGCACAGUGCUUGGGGGCCAUAUGCGGGUGCGGGCUCGUGAAGGCCUUCCAAAAGUCGUACUAUACUAAAUACGGCGGUGGAGCCAAUUCACUGGCGGUUGGCUACAGUACCGGUACCGGCCUGGCGGCAGAGAUCAUCGGCACCUUCGUCCUCGUCUACACCGUCUUCUCCGCCACCGACCCCAAACGUAACGCCAGGGACUCCCACGUUCCUGUUCUGGCACCUCUGCCGAUCGGAUUUGCCGUGUUCAUGGUCCACUUGGCCACGAUCCCGAUCACCGGCACCGGCAUCAACCCGGCAAGGAGCUUCGGGGCCGCCGUGAUUUUCGGAAAGGACGAGGCAUGGGACGAUCAGUGGAUAUUCUGGGUGGGCCCGCUGGUUGGAGGCGCCAUAGCCGCGAUCUACCACCAGUACGUACUCAGGGCAGGCGCGGUGAAGGCUUUGGGGUCGUUCAGAAGCUCUUCUUACUGA